AUGCAGUGGGAAUCUGAGAGCAGCGAUAGCGAGACGGAGACGGGGCAAAAAUUCCGCCGCAAGGAGGCGCAACCACGGCCACCGCCGAACACUGCUAUGCCAGACCAGCGAUCCUCGGCUCACCGCCGCGGGAUAGCCACCGCAAGGAACGCGCCGCCCAACGCUGCCGAGAUCAACCGCCGGGCAGCAAACCAUAGCCGCUCCACUACCCACGAGGAGGUCACUCCCCCAGCCACCCCACGUGUCGGCUUCGGAGGUCGCGGGUUCGAUCUCUCUCCGGGCACGAUGGAUAUACUCAUGGAGGAGCUCGAGCCGGGAGUAGAGGGUCUGCUACAGGAGUUAAUCCCAGAUUGGGACCCGAGCGCACCUUCGACAGCACCAGUUCCUGCGGCCACCACCGCCGACGAGGUCCCACCUCCGGCACCGCGCUUCCCGCGCCCAGUCCCUGCGGCCACCACCGCCGACGAGGUCCCACCUCCGGCACCGCGCUUCCCGCGCCCAGUUCCUGCGGCCACCACCGCCGACGAGGUUCCACCUUCGGCGCCACGCUUUGCUCGUCGAGCCCCUCCGGCGGAUGAUUUCACCACCGACGACCCAGCGCCCGAGCGAGUCGCCAUACCAGCCGCCUGGUGGACUAACACGCACGACCAGCGAGUUCCACUGGCGGUUUGGCAGGAGAUAGCGCGCCGGAGCCAUGCCGCACAGUACUCCCGUCAGCGCUUCCGCGUCCGCACGCAGGAAGGACCAUACCAAAUCACCAUGAAAACGACAGGAGAAGUCCAGAUCCGUUUCGGCCGGGCGGAGUAA
This is a messenger RNA of Drosophila kikkawai, 807 nucleotides long. Lineage: Eukaryota; Metazoa; Arthropoda; Insecta; Diptera; Drosophilidae. The record is from RefSeq and is a predicted model, not a curated record.